AUGUCCAAGAUCAUCACCGUCUUUGGCGCCACAGGCAACCAAGGAGGCUCCGUCGUCGAAGCCAUCCUCGCAGACCCAGCCCUGUCCAAAGAAUUCAAAAUCCGCGGCGUCACUCGCGACGUAAACAAACCAGGAGCCAAAAAGCUCGCAGCCAAGGGCGUCGAGCUCGUCACGGCCGACAUGUCCUCAUCCUCCUCCGUCGCCCCCGCCGUCCAAAACGCCCACACCGUCUUCCUCGUCACAAACUUCUGGGAGAGCAUGUCGUCCGACACCGAAAUCUCCCAAGGCAAGGCCGUCGUCGACGCCAGCAAGGCCGCCGGCGUCCAGCACCUCAUCUUCUCCUCCCUCAUCAACGCCACCGACGCCAGCAGCGGCCGCCUGCCCAACAUCUCGCACUUUGACGGCAAGGCCAAGAUCGAGGAGUACAUCCGCUCCAGCGGCGUCCCCGGCACCUUCGUCCUGCCGGGCAUGUUCAUGAGCGGCUUCGAGACCAUGAUUCGCAAGAACCCGCCCUCGGAGCCCGCAGGCUACACGUUGGCUCUGCCCGUCGAGCCGUCAAAGGCCAAGGCGCCCCUGUUUAACGCCGCCCAAGACACGGGCAAGUUUGUAAAGGCAGCUAUAAAAAACUUCCCCUCGCAGGCGGGAAACCGCAUCCUUGCGGCGUCAGACUACUACACCAUUGACCGGCUCAUCUCCGAGUUCUCCCAGGUCAUGGGCAAGCCCGCCCACGCCGUACAGAUCGACGACGACAAGUUCAAGUCGUUCCUCUCCCCCGCGGCGGCGCAGGAGCUGCUGGAGAAUAUGAAGCUUCUGGAAGACCCCGGGUACUAUGCUGGCGAAUCUCUGGCGGGGAGCUUGGCCUUGCUGGAAGAGAAGCCGACGACAUGGAAGGAAUUUGUGGAGAAGAACAAGCAGAAGUGGGUGAAUUUUGAUCACUGA
This is a messenger RNA of Trichoderma aggressivum f. europaeum, 939 nucleotides long. RefSeq lists its product as uncharacterized. The record is from RefSeq and is a predicted model, not a curated record. The coding region runs from base 1 to 939 and encodes 312 amino acids. Lineage: Eukaryota; Fungi; Ascomycota; Sordariomycetes; Hypocreales; Hypocreaceae. The transcript is spliced from 3 exons. Gene Ontology annotation, cellular component: nucleus.